AUGAUGUAUUCUUCCCAAAAUUCGGGCUGGCAGGCUAUCAUGGCCAAGAGAAAGGUCCUGGUGUCCUGUGUUCUCGGCCUCUUCUUCCUCGCUAUCGGGGCGGAUAUCCGGGCUGAACACGCCGCAGGACACGCCCAGAAGAUGCUGAAGCGCGACACUGAGACUACCAUCUGGCAGCCAGCCGCUGGAGUCAAAUGGCAGAUUCAGCUGAUCGACGCCGUCGAGGAUACCACCGCCGAUGCCGACAUCUGGGACAUCGACCUGUUCGACAACACCGCAGCCACGAUCUCCACCCUGCAGGCCAAGGGCCGCAAGGUCAUCUGCUACUUCUCCGCCGGAACCUACGAAGACUGGCGCUCCGACAUCAGCAAGUUCAACUCGGCAGACUUCGGCAGCAACCUCGAUGACUGGCCAGGCGAGAAGUGGCUGAACAUCAAGUCCACCAGCGUUCGAUCGAUCAUGAGUGCGCGCUUGGAUCUGGCAAAGGAGAAGGGCUGUGAUGGCGUGGACCCGGAUAACAUUGAUGCAUACGGCAAUGACAACGGUCUCGGUUUGACUGAGGCGGACUCCGUUGACUACUUGACUUUCCUUUCCACCGAGGCUCACUCUCGUGGCAUGGCUAUUGGUCUCAAGAAUGGUGGUGAUAUCAUCGGCUCUGUUAUUGACAAGAUGCAAUGGUCUGUCAAUGAGCAGUGUGCUGAGUACGAUGAGUGUGAUGUCUAUGCUGCCUUUACCGCGGUCAACAAGCCCGUUUUCCACAUUGAGUACUCCGAUGAGACUAUUGAAAGCGACAGCUCUUCGACUGAUACCACUACUGAUACCACUACUGAUACCACUACCGCUGCUACCACUGACACCAGCGAGGAUGUUGCUGCCGUGACCACUGCCGUAGCCACUGCCAGUGCAACUGCUUCUGCUUCUGCUUCUGCUUCUGCAACCGCUUCUGUCUCUGCUUCUUCCUCUACUUCCGCCUCCGCCGCUGUCGUCGCUACUACCAGCACCACCACUACAACAACUUCUGCUGCCACUACUGCUACAACUGAUGCCGAUACCAACUCGACCUCGGACGCUACGACUGACACGACCGCUGACGAGGAUGACGAGACUGACGACGACUCCGAUGAUGACUCUGAGGAUGACGAUACCUCUGAGGAUGAUGAUACCUCUGAGGAUGAUGAUACCUCUGAGGAUGAUGAUACCUCUGAGGAUGAUGAUACCUCUGAGGAUGAUGAUACCUCUGAGGAUGAUGAUACCUCUGAGGAUGAUGAUACCUCCGAAAAUGACACCAACACCAACACCACCUACGUUCACAAGCACAAGCACCGCCACAACAAGAUCGAGCGCCGAGCCACCCUCUCCGCCUCUCUGAAGUCAACCGCCUGCAAUGCAAAGAGCGCUGACAAAUUCUCCACUGUUAUCAAGAACAUGAACUUGGACGCUUGGGUUGAAUAUUGCUAG
This is a messenger RNA of Penicillium nucicola, 1458 nucleotides long. Its product is annotated as endo alpha-1,4 polygalactosaminidase. The coding region runs from base 1 to 1458 and encodes 485 amino acids. NCBI's taxonomy places the organism in Eukaryota, Fungi, Ascomycota, Eurotiomycetes, Eurotiales, Aspergillaceae. The transcript has a single exon. The record is from RefSeq and is a predicted model, not a curated record.